Molecule: messenger RNA, 791 nt
Organism: Nylanderia fulva
Lineage: Eukaryota; Metazoa; Arthropoda; Insecta; Hymenoptera; Formicidae
Product: queuosine 5'-phosphate N-glycosylase/hydrolase-like
Source: RefSeq, a predicted model, not a curated record
UUAUGUAUUUCUGUACAUAUAAACAAAUGUACAUAAACAACAACCUUAUACAUGUAAAGUUUACAAUUGUGUUUAUAUCGAAUUUUUCUUCUUUCGCUAACAUCUGAGAUCAGUAUAACAAAAAGCAUCAUCACAGAUACAUUGUAUAGUGCCGAAGCGAUUACCAAAUAUAAAGUAAAGUCAUGGCCGAGGGUAUUAGCAGUGACUAUGCUGUGAUAGAAUUAUGGAAGGCGGUGAAAUCGAUCAAAAAGGAUGCACAAGACGUUUCUGUCAUCGAAGGAAAUAUCCCAAAAGUAGCGGAAAUGGUGAUGGAAUAUAUAUUAAAAAAUAUCAAUUAUUUUGUUCCAAUUAAUAAUAAUUUGGUACGUCCCAAAACAUAUCCGAUUGAUAACGACCCGAUGUCGGUGAACUGGCUAUUUGUGUUGCAUACAUUGAAUUUUUCACUCUGGUAUCCAAAAGGUACUAAGCAAUGGAAAGUUGAUGGUAAAAAGGGAUAUUUUGGAUUAUGCAAUGCUAUUAGACGAGCCAUUGAAGAUGGAAAACCUAUAUGGAAUCCUGAAUAUUACACAAAAAUGACAAAAAGUGAGUUAGAAUGUAUUUUACAAAGUGACGAUGGUGAACCUGAAAUUCCACUUAUAGAUGAAAGACUUAGGAUUUUACAUGAAGUUGGAGAAGUUUUGUUGCAGAAGUAUAAAGGAACUUUUAUGGAAUGUCUCAAAUUAUCCGAAUACGAUGCAGACAAAUUGAUGAAAUUACUUUCGAUGAAUUCGAGUCAUAUCGGGACGAAGUAA